ACCUGCAGAAAUUUAUGUUCAUUUAAAACUAGUAAGUCAUUUUCCUGCCGCGCUCAGGCAGAGGGCCGGGGCCGCGGGGAGAGGCGGAGCCCGGGAGCAGGGCCUGGGCGCCCCGCGGGGAGGUCGCGGCCCUGACCUUGACGGGGCUGGGCCCUGCUCCCCUCCCGCCGGAGAUGAGGGAAGAUGGCCGUGUCUGGGCUGAAGGCCGAGCGGAAGUUCCUGGCGUCCGUCUUCCCGAGAACCACGGGCGAUUCCGCAUGGUCAGCGGGAAGCUGGAGGAGCUGCACUGCCCGUUCCUGGUGCCGCCGCCGGCGCCGCCGCUGCUCUCGCCGCACCGCAGCAUCGCGGAUCUGAGCCCUCUUCUUCAGAACGCGCUCCUCGGACCUCUCUCGGCGGCGGAACUGCACUAUUAUGACAUCAAAAUCCUGCAAGAUUACGUUUUUUACACCACCGGGUCUGAUCGGACAGCUCGCAUAGCCGUCAGCAUGGACGACACAGAAGACGCAACAAAUCAGCAUCUUUACAGCAGGGACGGGAACUCCAGGCCGCUCCAGAUGGUAGAGAGGCGAGGCCUGGGUUCAGGGGCCAAGGGCCUCCCCCAGGGCUGCGCCCUUUCACCAGCGGGAUCCUGCCACCUGCUGGGCCCCUCCUGCCUCCCCACGGGUCUUCCUGGGAGAAUCCCACCUGAGGCUGCAGUAACCUGCUUAGGGUGUGACUCUGGGCACCUUCACAUAUUUCCAAGAGCAAAGAAAAUACAUCACCUGGAAGCGGAUUUCUUAAUUAUUCCUCAGCUUAUAGUGAUGAUAGGAUUUGAAGACCUGGCUGUGUAUUUCACCUGGAAAGAAUGGCAGAACAUGAAUAAUGCUCAAAAAAUCUUGUACAGGGAUGUGAUGCUGGAGACCUACAGCAUCCUGUUCUCCUUGGGGCACUGCAUGACCAAACCUGACUUGAUCUUGAAGUUGGAGCAAGGAGCAGAGCCCUGGAUGGGAGAAGAAUGCCUACAUCAGAGUCUUCCAGUUGCUGUGAAAAGGGAUGACCUGGUUAGCAACAGCCAGGAAUGUCAGGACAAAAGUCUGAAUCUUAAUGUCAAGAAAAAUAACAAGACAUCAACUCCAAAGAUAGUUGAAUUAAGAAAAAUAUUUAAUUUAAUUUCAAGCCAUAUUCCCAAACUAAUUAUCAGAAAGAGAAAUUAUUUAAGAAUGAAACCCAAAGAAUGCAAUAUAUGUCACAAUGUGUAUCCCCAAAGUGGGUCUGAUCAACUGCAAGCUGAAGAGAAAUUUGAUGCCACUAAGGUGCCUGGGAACUCUCUCCAGUUCUAUGAGCCUCUUAGUCAGUGUCACAAGAUUCAGACUGUGAAGCAGACAUCUGAGCAUAUUGGACAAGGGAAAGUCUUCACAAGGAAGAUGUUCUGUAAAUCUGAGAGGGUUUGUAAGGGAGAAACCUGUAAUAAGUCAGCUAUCACUGUUGGAAAGGCAACUCAAAUAGUAAAUGCUUUCCACGAAAGCUCUAACCUCAGUACACAUCAACAAACCCACACAAGAGAGAAAUUUUAUGAAUAUGUUAGGUAUGUGGAGCCUAUUAUUUACCGAUCACAUCUUGCCAUAAAUCAGAGACCGCAUUUGGAGAAAAAACCCUGUGCAGGUAAACCCUGUGAAAAAUCAUUCAGUUGUAAUUCCUGCCAUAGCAUCCAUCACAGUACUCUCACACAGGGAAACCCCAAUAUGUGUAUUGAAUGUGGAGAGACCACUCACCAGGAGUCAGAUUACAUUAGACAACAGAAAAUUCACAUACAGAUGAAACCUCAUGAGUGUAUUGAUAGUAGAAAAGCCUUUUUCCCAAAACCAUACCUCAUAACAGAACAGAGAAUUCACACAGAGGAGAAACUUCAUGAAUAUAAUGACUAUGGAAAAGACUUUUUGAACAAAUCUGACCUCAGUAAUCAACAGAGAAUUCACAAAGGGCAGAAGCUUUAUGAAUGCAAUGACUGUGGAAAAGCCUUUGGUCAGAAGUCAAACCUCACAAUGCAUCAGAGAAUUCAUACAGGGGAGAAACCUUAUAAAUGUUUUGACUGUGGAAAAGCCUUUGGCCAGAAGUCAAACCUCAUAAUGCAUCAGAGAAUUCAUACAGGGGAGAAACCUUAUGGAUGUAAUGACUGUGGAAAAGUCUUUGGCCAGAAGUCAAGCCUCAUAAUUCAUCAGAGAAUUCACACAGGAGAGAAACCUUAUGAAUGUAAUGACUGUGGAAAAGUCUUUGGCCAGAAGUCAAGCCUCAUAAUUCAUCAGAGAAUUCACACAGGAGAGAAACCUAUGAAUGUAAUGUCUGUAGAAAAGCUUUUGGCCAGAAAUCAAGUCUUAUAAUGCAUCAGAGAAUUCACACAGGAGAGAAACCUUAUGAAUGUAAUGACUGUGGAAAAGCCUUUGGCCACAAAUCAAACCUAAUGAUUCAUCAGAGAAUUCACACAGGGGAGAAACCUUAUGAAUGUAAUGACUGUGGAAAAGCCUUUGGCAAUCAGCCAGACCUCAUUAGACAUCAGAGAAUUCACACAGGGGAGAAACCUUAUGAAUGUAAUAACUGUGGAAAAGCCUUUGGCCAGAAGACAAGCCUAAUAAUGCAUCAGAGAAUUCACACAGGGGAGAAACCUUAUGAAUGUAAUGACUGUGGCAAAGCCUUUGGCCAGAAGUCAAGCCUCAGAAUGCAUCAGAGAACUCACACAGGUGAGAAACCUUAUGAAUGUAGUGACUGUGGAAAAACCUUUGGCCAGAAGUCAAACCUCAUAACGCAUCAGAGAACUCACACAGGUGAAAAACCCUAUAAGUGUAGUGACUGUGGAAAAGCCUUUGGCAAUCAGCCGAACCUUGGCAGACAUCAGAAGUCUCACAGGAGAGUAACCCUAUUAAUGUAAUGGCUGGAAAAUACUUUUUCCUGAGGGCAAGCCUAGUAAUACAUCAUAAAACUCACACAGGGGAGAAACCUUAUGAAUGUAAUGACUGAGGAAAAGCCUUUGGAAAUAUGUCACAACUCAGUGUGUCAGAGAAUUAGCAAAGGAGAGAAUUGUCAUGAGUGUAAUGACUGAAAAAGCCUUUUAUGAAAAAGCACAACUCCUACACACCAGAGAAUUCACACAGGUGAGAAACCUUAUUAAGCUAAUGACUAAUGGAAAAGCUUUUGGCCAAAAAUCAGACCUCCUUGAACACCAGACAAUUCAUGCAGGGGAGAAGCCUUAUGAAUGUAAUGAAUGUGGAAAAGCCUUUGGCAAUAAGUGAGAACUCAAUGCACCAGAGAAUUCACACAGGGAAGAAAACUUAUGAAUGUAAUGACUCAAACUUUUUAACUAUAAUUCAACCCUAAUUGCAUAUCAUCAAAUUCAUAUAGGAGAAAACCCUCUUGAAUGUAAUGUAUGUGAAAAAGCCUUUAUCUGGAAGUCAUACCUCUUAAGACAUCAGACAUUACAUGGGGAAAAACCUUAUGAAUGUAAUGAAUGUUGGAAAGCUCUUUGCCAAAAUCACACCUUAUAACAUCAGAGAAUUCACAGAAACUUUUGAAUGUAAUAAAUGUAAGAGAUCCUUUUGUCAGAAGUAAUGCCUCACAACACAUCAUGGAAUUCAAACAAAGGAAAGAGUUUAAGAAUAUACUGAACAUGGAAGAGCUUUUUCCCAAAAGCAAUGUAAUCUUGUGACAAAGCCUUUUGUUAGAAACCAUGCCCCCAUACAAUUGGGACUCAUGUAAGGGAGAAAGCUAAUGAAUGUUAUUAGUGUGAAAAAAGCCAUUCAUCAGAAAUCAAUUGUUAUAAUCAAAGAAUUCACACAGGGGGUUUCUUACAAGUGUAAUGAGUGUAGAAAAGUAUUUUCCUGGGAUUCAUGCUUACAUUGGUACAGAAUUCAUAAAAGAGGAACCUUCAAAUGCAGUAAAUAUGAGAAAACCUUCAGCCAGAAAUUAGAUAUCAAUAGAUAGCAAAGAAUCCAUAAAGAAAAAAAAAUAUAAGGAAUGCUUUAAAAUAUCAGUCUUCAGUUCACAAGAAGUGACUCAGAAAUGAGAUUACCAUAAGUCAUCUCUCAAUAGUUAACUGAGAGCUCAGCAAAAGGAAAAUCCUUUGACUGUAAUGCAAUUGGAAAAACCUUAACUGUAAGGCAAGCUUCUGCAAAAUUUAGCAAGAUUACAGGGAGAAGUCUCUGAAAAUGUCAUGUGUCUAGAAGAAUUCUUAGAUACAACCACACCUCAUCAAGUGUUAGGCAAUUCACAUGAUGAAUUGUGACUGAGAUGGGCUAACCAUGCUUCCAUGUGUAAAUUUUGCUAACAAAUAUUCAACAGUUGCAACAGUUGAUUCAACAGUUAUUGUAAGAGUUACUUGGAAUAUCUUUACCAAUUGCAAAGUUAUUGUUGUAUAGCAGUGUUAUUGCCUGCCUAGGAUUCUUUCUCCACAUCAUUGUAGUAUUGUAGUACAAAUAAGUGAUAUGACCAUAGGCAUAUGAACUGACACAUGUUCCAGCCAUAAUUCUGUACUCCAGCCCUGGGUGAUGAGUGUUUCAUCCAGUAUAGGGAAUGAGCAUGUGGUCACCUGUAUACUCAUGUGAACUUCCAAGUUAUAUGUGUGCAUUUCUGGAUUAGACUAUACUACCUGUGGUCUGUUUGUAUAUUCAAGUAGAAGUUUUUGCACACAUCACCCUCAUUCUAUAAUGGGAGUAUCUCAAAUCCUAUAAAUUGCAAGACUUUAUCUCCUAAAUUUUCCUGUAUUACUGAGUGUGCAAUCCAUUUUGAAAUAUUUCAUUUAUGAUCCCCUAUUUUAUUCUUUUCUUCCUUUAAUUUCUUGCCCAGAGACAAGGAUUUGAGUUGUAUUACUCCCUACUGCUAAAAGUGACCCUCAGUUUUAUUGAAAAUGUGUGUUUUCUUCCUUUCCCAAUUUAUACAGUCCUUUCUGGAUUUUAAUCAGAUUUACAUUCAGUUCAGACCUCAGGAUACACUUAGGAUGGACAGUCUACCCAAGUUGCAUGACUAUUCCAUGAUAGAUGGGCUACAAAUGCUAUGAUAUCAUCUAACUGUAAUGUCUCUUUUAUUUCCCAUCUGGAGGACAAUCCUGUAUAUCAUCCUUCUACCUCCAUUUCUGCCCAUUGGGCAAAGCUCAUUGUCCCUGUUCAAGUGCUUCAGCUUCUUUCAAGUCUUCAUCAAAUCAAAUCUUAGUAUAAUCAGAAAUUUAAAAGAAAGUGAAUGGUGUGGCUGUUGGCAGUUUCAGUGUGGUCAAGUAAUUUGCUGGACUGCUAUUUUGUCUGGGUUGGCUUCCAUCUUACUCAGAACUAAUUUUCCGUAAUAUUGUAUGGCUGAGGACUUUUUCUAGGCCCCCAACUAAGUUGGUGCAUUUCUUAUGGAAGGUGGGAGUAUUAUGUCCAAAUAUUUUAUAUAUGUGAUUGUGUUAAAGACCUUUGGAUUGUGUUAACUGGGGUUUUCCAUGUAGUCCUGGCUGGAAUCACAUGUGUGCUCACAAUCCAAAGGCAAAAGGAGGUUUAUACUCAAAGAAAAUGAAAAUCAAUGUGAUCAUGAAGGCAAAGAUGAAAGUGAUAUAAUCAUAAAGACAGAGGCUACCAGAAGCUGGAGUUGGCAAUGAAAAGAUUAUUCUGUAGAUACUGGCUGGAGCACAGACCUUACUCCCUGCAUUUCAGUUUGAGCCAGAGAGAGUGAUUUCACUUUUAUCCUUCAAAUAGUAACAGUAUACAGUUUCCUUUUUUUAAGUCAUUAAGCUUGGAACAUUUUUGACAGUAACAAUAGGUAACCAGAUUCUCUUGCUGCCAACCUGGAGGUGACUGGAAUUUCAUGAAACAUGAGCACAAAAUGGUGGUAGAAGUAAAAAAACUGAUCAUAUCUGGGAAACUUGACAGAAACUUGCUAGUAGGGUCAACAACAGAUGGAUCAAUUAGCUCCCUGAUCCAUAUCUAAGUAUUAAAAGAUGAAAAUUAUUUUCUUAUAAUUAUCAUUGUUGGAAUAUAAAUAAUGUGAUGUGCCUCUGGAAGCCAUUUCUUAAAUAUGGAUGGAAUAUGAUUCUUUUGGUUUAUUUGUUUUAUGUCAUUUUUGCUUUUCCAAUGUUUCUAAUCACUGAUGCCUCAAUAAAUUUCUUUCUUCUAAAGUUCAUUGUGAUAUAUUUUAUUUACAAACAAUCCUCAGGGACAGGGAGAGAACAGUUAUUGUCAGAAAUCCACUAAUUCCUUGAAUUUUUGUUUUGGAGUUCAUUUCCUACAUGAGUUAUGGGUUCUAUUGAAAGAGGUAUUGGUUAGUUUGUUGACUGAUGAUGGCAUUAUUUCUUAUGCCAAGUGAUUGCACAUUUUCUGGCUUGGAGUCUUGCUUUCCACCAGCUCUCUGGUGGUGGCCUGGAAAAACAGUAGAAGAUGGCCCUAGUCCUUGGGCCACUGUACCUGCGUGGGAGAACUGGAAGAGGCUCCUGGCUCCUGACUUUGGAUCAGCUCAGUUCUGGCCAUUGCAGUCAUUUUGGGAGUGAACCAGUGGAAUGGAACACCUCUCUCUGGCUCUUAUCUCUCUAAAUCUGUCUUUCAAAUAAAUAAAACAGUUCUUUAAGAAAAAUCACUGAAUUAAAAACGUCAACUUCCUUCCUAUAGAUUACUUUUUAGGUACUCUUACUUACCACAGAUCAGAAAUAAUAUAUGAUUUUUUUUUUUGGUGACUGGCUUAUUUCACUAAGUAUAAUGAUUUCCAGUUGCAUCCUUUUUUUUCAGACAACAGGAUAUCACUUUUUUUGAACAUGUGUAGUAUUCCUUGGUUAUAUAUACCACAUUUUCUUUAUCUAGUCUUCAACUGAUGGACAUCUGGGUUGAUCUCAUAUCUUAGCUCUUGUAGAUUGAGUUGAAUUGAACAUGGGGGUACAGAUAAAUUUUUCAUAUAAUGAUUUUUUUUUUAAUGUAACUGCACCAGUUUACAUUCCCAUCAACAAUGGAUUAGGAUAGUUAAGGAUUUUUUUCCUUCAUCCUGGCCAGAAUUUGUUGUUUGCUGAUUUCUAUAUUGGAGCUAUUAUAACUGCGGUGAGGUGAAACAUCAUUGUAGUUUGAUCUGCAUUUCUCUAAUGGCUAGUGAUCCUGAACAUUAUUUUAUGUGUUUGUUGCCAUUUGAAUUUCCUCUCUUGACAAAAAGGCUGUUCAAGACUUUUGUCCCCUUUUUAAUCAGAUUAUUUGUUUUCUUCUUGUUAUAUUUCUUGACAUUUUGUGUAUUCUGAUUACUAGUUUGCAAAUGUUUUCUCCCAUUCUGUCAGUUGCCUCUUCAUUUGGCUGAGUUUUUUCUUUGCAGGGCAGAAGCUGCUCCACUUGGUGUAAUCCCAUUUGUCAAUUUUGGCUUUGAUUGCUUGUGCUUUGGGG
Oryctolagus cuniculus (rabbit) is the source of this 7349-nucleotide messenger RNA. NCBI's taxonomy places the organism in Eukaryota, Metazoa, Chordata, Mammalia, Lagomorpha, Leporidae. The record is from RefSeq and is a predicted model, not a curated record.